Messenger RNA from Brettanomyces nanus, 2076 nucleotides. RefSeq lists its product as uncharacterized. Gene Ontology annotation, biological process: protein N-linked glycosylation. Gene Ontology annotation, molecular function: alpha-1,2-mannosyltransferase activity. Bases 1 to 2076 code for a protein of 691 amino acids. Gene Ontology annotation, cellular component: endoplasmic reticulum membrane. The transcript is spliced from 2 exons. NCBI's taxonomy places the organism in Eukaryota, Fungi, Ascomycota, Pichiomycetes, Pichiales, Pichiaceae. The record is from RefSeq and is a predicted model, not a curated record.
AUGGCUGGCUUUAACGCGGGAUUCUUUUUGAUCGUCACCCUUGUUGCCGUCCGUCUAUAUGGUGCAUUCAAUGGAAUUAUAUCAGACUGCGAUGAAGUUUACAACUAUUGGGAGCCAUUGAACUUCCUUACACGUUACUUCGGUAAAAAGACUUGGGAAUACCAACCCGAAUAUGCAAUUCGUUCUUGGACUUAUCUUCUUCCCUAUCUGUUUCUCAAAUAUCCGCUUACGUGGAUCCAGAAGUCUUUGGAAAUCUCUGGUGCUUUUUCUGAAGGUGCCAUUCCGGCCUAUACUUUUUUUUACCUUGUUCGUGUUGCCCUAGGCACUUCAUUUACCUUUGCAGAAUGUCAAUUGGCCGAUGCGCUAAGCUUUAUUGAUAAUGACGUUUCCAACUGGUUCUUAGUUUACGAGAUCCUAAGUCCUGGUGUUUUCCAGGCUUCUAUUAGCUUGUUGCCAAGCAGUUUUGCUCUUGUGCUCGGUAUGUUCUCCACAGCUGCCGUUAUCAAGUACUUCAGGUAUGAUGAUUUUUCCCAUAAGGUUGAAAAAGACUUUUCUCUGAGCUAUACCAAAGCACAGACUAACAAUUACACCGAAACACCAGACACUUCGAUUUCAGAUAGCGUCGAGGAGUCGAUAGAUGUGCCUGCCGAAAAGGCUACAUCGUCUACCUCAAAGGGACUCACUUCUCCCCAGAUAUUUUUAUGCUCUCUAUACAAGGAGUCUCUAUCCAGACGUGAUAAGUACUUUGCCAUUUCGGUGGCUACUGCGUCUUGUGGGGGGUUGAUUGGCUGGCCUUUUGCUUUGGUUCUUACUGCUCCAUUUAUUUUCCAUGUGGUUCUGAGUAUUACCUUUGGUAAAGUCAUUCCUCUACCCUUAGCACGUAUGAACAGCCGUAAAUGGGCACUUCUGAUCUAUUUCCUUGCCGGCAUGUCUUGUAUUUACUUGUUUGCCUGGUUUGGCUCCCAAAUUGACUUUUUAUUUUAUGAUAAAGUCACCUUUGUUCCUUUGAACAUUGCCUUGUACAACGUCUUUCAUGCAUCCAGUGAAACUGGUCCUAGCAUCUUUGGCGUCGAAUCUACAGGCUACUACUUUUUGAAUCUACUCUUAAACUUCCAUGCCAUAUUCUUGAUGGCGCUUGUUGAUUUGAUUUUCAUCUUCUCCAGAAGUUUCAAGAUGGGGACCUCCCAAUGCCUUGCAGUCUACAAACUUCCUGUCAUAAUCUGGUUGGCAAUUUUCUGCUCACAACCUCACAAAGAAGAAAGGUUUAUGUAUCCAGUCUACCACUUGAUAUCCGUCGCUGCCGCAAUUUUCACUAGUAUUCUUCGUACUGUUGCAGUGGUUAAAAAUUACAGCGCUCCAUUAUCUGCCUUCAAAGCUCUUGCCAAUCAACCGCAUACUAAUUCAGAUAACCGGUUGGAAAACGUCUGCAUCGGCAGGGAAUGGUAUCAUUACCCAUCUUCUUUUUUCCUCAACUCCAAUCAGCGACUCCGUUACUUAGAGAAUGGUUUCCGUGGUAUGCUUCCGGGUGACUUUGUCGAGCCAAAAGUCAAAUCAUUUGCUGGCUUGAGAAACUCUACAUAUUUGGAACAACAAGGAUUUAAUAAUAAAAACCAGUAUAAUCCAGAGUUUGCCUCCACUGCCAUUGAUGAUUGUGACUACUACAUCGACAUUAACAUGCCUGUUGAUAAAUCUAAAGGAGAGUUCCUCAUAUUCAACAGCGAGGGACUUGCAUCAGAUGGCUGGCAAACUAUACGUUGUGAGGAUAUGAUUGAUCCAGAUAGAUCGUAUGGAUUAGCCAAAUUGGUGUACAUCCCAUUUAAGGAGAUUCAGCUUUUUAAUCUCUGGUGGAAGUCUCUUCAAACUAGCUCAUAUGUGACUACCAUUCAAAGCAACUCAUUCUUCCAAGGGAUGGUUGACCGGGAUACCUACAAGCCUGUCGUUGAGAACGAGCAUGUUAAAAAAAUAUUUGUCCAGACUAUGGCAACCGUUGAUGAGCUCGAUAGUAAGUUCCAAUUGUCCGAAAGGUUGCCUGGCCAGGUAUUUUUCCACAAGUUCUGUAUAGCCAAAAGGGUGUAG